AAGCCAUUCAGUGUUGCAAAAUGUCGCAAGACGUGCACGUGCAUCGUUGGUCGGCGUGAAAUGUAAACAAACAAAGCCAGGCUAGUAAAUAAGUGUUUUCGUAGAAAUGCCAAGGAAACCGGAAAGCAGCGACUCGGAUUCGGAGGAUGACGCACAGAUGCGUCAGUUCCUGGAGGCGGCGGAUACCACCCUGCUCACAAAUGCCAUGUUCCAAAAUUCCAAAGAGGAGCGACCGAUGGCCAACGAGAUAUCCAAACAGGAUAGGCCUCCGGCCAAAAGCGAACGGUACGUGGAGGACCAGGAAGCUCCCGCCAGCGAUCUCCAGAUCACGCAGGAGAUGCAGACACACAUCUGGAGCCGGCUCAGUGGCAUAAUCCGGGAGCAAAUCGAGUGGUCCCUGGACAAACCCAAUUGCGAAGGAAAACAGAAACCCCCACCCGACAAAGUAAGGCUAAUGUCCAAUGCUGAUUGCUAUUUAAUCGCUGACUUGGUGGUGGAAGGUCCUCCGGGUCCUAAAAAGAAACCCAGCAUCAAGAGAAGGACCCCCAAAGAAGACCAAUCCUCGCCAGAAGCCCAAGGAUCUGUGGCAGUCAGUGGUGCAUCUAUUCUAGAAGGCAAGGACCUGCUCGCCUGGGCUCAGAAAAAGCCGCGGCACGACAAGGUCUUCCAGUACCGAGCCAGCGAUCCAAAGGCCACAAAACUCCAGGCCAUUGAACCCACCAACGAGUUCACCAAGCGUAGGCGACAGAAUAAUUGGAACGAGUCCAAGAUUAGCAGAAAGAAAGCAAAUAAAUGAAUACAAAAUAGUA
Molecule: messenger RNA, 809 nt
Organism: Drosophila suzukii
Lineage: Eukaryota; Metazoa; Arthropoda; Insecta; Diptera; Drosophilidae
Source: RefSeq, a predicted model, not a curated record